Cooperia oncophora is the source of this 537-nucleotide messenger RNA. Lineage: Eukaryota; Metazoa; Nematoda; Chromadorea; Rhabditida; Trichostrongylidae. The record is from the annotation of a GenBank genome assembly.
AUGGCGGUGGCGGCGAUGACUUCGGAGGAUACGGAGGAGGCCCAUACGGAGGUGGUUAUGGCGGCUAUGGAGGUGGCCCCGAUUAUGGCGGCUAUGGUGGAUACGGCGGUGGCGGUUACGGAAUGGGAGGCGGAGCAGGAGGAUACGGAGGAAACAUGGGCGGCUAUGGUGGCGGUUAUGGAGGCUAUGGUGGAGGCAUGGGCGGCGGAAUGGGAGGAGACUUUGGCGGCUAUGGUGGCAACCCUUAUGGCGGUGGCGGCUACGGAGGCGACAUGGGUGGAGGUGGAGGAUGCCCCGGAGGCGGAUGUCGAGGAUAACCUUAAUGUCACGCUCUCGGAACUCACAGCUGGAAGAACUGGAAAUUCACCAAUUGCUUUUCAUGAUUCUGUCUUUCUAUUUGCCAAACCAAUCCCUUCUAGGUUAAUUAGAUUAAUAUAUAUGUAUCCCAGAGAGACACUCAACUAUUUAUUUCCUUGCAUAUUACUCACACAAAAGCACCUGUUUCCGUACGGUAUCGUGCCGGAUGCCAAGUUAUAG